Messenger RNA from Pogonomyrmex barbatus (red harvester ant), 1953 nucleotides. RefSeq names its product mini-chromosome maintenance complex-binding protein. NCBI's taxonomy places the organism in Eukaryota, Metazoa, Arthropoda, Insecta, Hymenoptera, Formicidae. Gene Ontology annotation, molecular function: chromatin binding. The record is from RefSeq and is a predicted model, not a curated record. Gene Ontology annotation, biological process: DNA-templated DNA replication.
GUCGAUGUUUUCCCGCCAAAUCUUGUUGUGAAGGCGAGACGUAGCAGAGAAACUUUUCCGCGAGAGAUUCUCAGCCGUUUUCAGUUUGAUUUUUCUAACAUUUAAACCUAGUUGUUGGAUUAACAAGUGUUUCCAAAAUGACAUCAGUCGAAGUGAAGAACUGGACACCCGAGUAUUACAUCACAAAUCAAUCUGUUUGUCAACAGAUUUUGGACAAUCCGGCUGUAUUGACAGAGAUACCUUCAUUAAACAAUGUUCAACUGCAUAAUAUCAGAGAUAAAGAGUUAAUUAGAUUUCGAGGGAUGGUUCAGGACAUGUAUGACCCUGAGUAUUACUUUAAACAUUACGAAGUGAAAAAUACAAACACUGGAGAGAGUAACGUUAGAUGUGGAAUGUAUGCAGAUACAGUCCAACAUUUGCCACAUGAAGAAAUAAUGUUUUAUUCCGACAAGAAUGAAAACUCAGAAAGGCUAACUUAUGUAGUUAUUUCUAUACCUGGAUUAAAUGACUGGGCAAAGGAAAAGAACACAAAUAUACAGAUAUCUAACACAACAAUACAUAAUACUAAUAAUAAUAAAAGAAGUCUAGAUGAUAAUGAAGUAGAGGAAAUGGAUUGUUCAGAGUCUGUUACGAAAAAAGAAAAAGUCUCGGCUGAUGACCAAGAUGUGAAUAUGAGCAAUGGUCAUAGUACCAAAGUUCAGAAUUUAUUAUCAAAAGAUCACAUAUUAAACUUUCCUGUCCCAAUUGACGGAGGAAAAGCUUGUAUAAUAAAAGUUUACGAUGAAACUGUUUUAAAAUUGAAUCAAGUUAUCGAUGUAAUAGGAUUUGUAUCAUUGGAUCCAAUGUUAAGUACAAUUUAUAAUGUAGAUGAGAUGAACGAAGCUGAAGUACAUACUCAUAAUCCUCCGGUCUCUCUAGUGCCUCGGUUACACACAGUGAAAAUAAUUGAGCUUACAAAAUCGAAAAUUGUAAACUCUCCAGAAAUCAUGUCUAAAGCACAGCUAAUUAGGAGUGAUCUGCAUAUAAUAUUGAGUCAAUUGCUGUUUGGAGAUAACUUGGCUGCAGAUUAUUUGAUAUGUCACUUGCUUUCUACAAUAUAUAUGAGAAGAGAUUAUUUUUGUCUUGGUACAUUUCCACUGAACAUAACGAAUUUUCCAGCGAAUAAACUCAAGACUUUUCCGAAAGAAUUCUAUAACUUUUUAACAUUAUUCGUAGAGAAAAGUCAUUUUCUGGAGGUGACUUUGGAAAAUUUGAAUGAACUAGCUUUAAUUCCAAAAAAGGAUUAUAUAUGCAACAGACUGACAAGUGGUAUUUUACAACUGAGCAAUAAUACGCAUCUUGUAAUAGACGAAAUUGGUUUAACCACUGGUACACUUACUACAAUUGGCAAGGAGAAUUAUAAAGCUCUGUCUGAUUUACUCAUGUUUCAAAAACUGAUGUAUGACUUCAAAUACUACACAAUGGAAUACGAAACAGAUAUUCCAAUUUUAAUAUUCUCUGAUGUCAAAUCGUUUAUUCCUUGUCCUAUGCGAAUUAUUUUAAAUAUUGAUGCAGAAUCGGAAAAUUUAUAUACUCAGGUAGUUGAAGCUGCAUAUCAGUAUUUGAAAGACGAGAAUCGAUUGGCGAAUAUUCAUCAAUACAUAGAAACUUUGAAACAUACAGAAUUUGUUUUUAAUGAAGAAAUCACAAAAGUUGUCCAAGAUGAUUUUGUGGAGAUGCGUAGCAGAAACAAGAAUAUAGAUGCGGAUAAUUUACAUGCAUUAAUGGUUUUCGCUAGAUUAAUGGCCUUAUCUUAUGGACAAACGACCUUAAACACAGAAUGUUGGAAAAAAACUGUGCAGUUGGAAAUGGAAAGAAUGAAUAGGCUGCCACAACGUGAAAGAUAAUUGUUGGAACUCGGGAAAGAAUUAUAAUACCAGGUGUAUAUUAAAUUAUAUGAUACUAAUACAAAUA